This is a messenger RNA of Drosophila hydei, 9834 nucleotides long. RefSeq names its product pericentrin. The coding region runs from base 424 to 9282 and encodes 2952 amino acids. The record is from RefSeq and is a predicted model, not a curated record. Gene Ontology annotation, biological process: signal transduction. Lineage: Eukaryota; Metazoa; Arthropoda; Insecta; Diptera; Drosophilidae. The transcript has 14 exons. Gene Ontology annotation, molecular function: molecular adaptor activity.
GUGCUGGAGCACUUAUUAUUUCAGAGGAGCCGGAAGAGCCACGCGAAUAUGAACUAACGUAUCGCGUCUUCAGUUGUCGUCGUCGUCGUCAUCUUUGUCGUCUGUGUUCUAGCUUCAUAGUUCAGUUGAAAGUCAAUUGUCAAAUCGCAUCGUGUUCAACAUUUUACGUAAAUCUGUCUCCUACAUAACCUCGCUGUGUUUAAAGUGCAGUGCAAUAAACCAGAAAUAGACAAACCGAACGCGGUACGCAAUCGAGUCUAUUUUAUUUCAAAAUCAAGCUCCAAUAAGUACAAGAGCCGUAACCAGGCGGCCUCUACUUCACGAUUCUCUAGUGGCAGAAUAAAUAUCCAAAGCCGUCCAAUUUCGGCGUCCAACUGUGGAUUGUGAUCAUGAAUGUGACCAAAUAACUCAAACUCGGGCAAUAUGAAUCUAUAUACCAUAUAUGAUUGGAUCACAUCGCUGCUCCGCACGGGCAGCGGCAGCGCCUUCUACAAGGCAAUCGAGGCACCGGAGCAGGCAGCGGCACCAUCCACAGCUAUCAAUCUACAACAACAAUCACAUAUACAGCCGGCAGCCAAUUGCAACUACGCCGUACAGAAUGUGGAUGUUGAGUUUAUACCGACAUUGAAUUUUUUGUUUCAAGCUUCAACCUCAGCCAGCAACAAGCCACCAGGCAGAGAACAAAAGCACGGGCGUCAGCAACAUGUUGCUUCGGAUUGUUCCGGCGGAAAAUCUGAGGAUGAUAAUGAAUCGACGCAUACAUAUAUAAUCUCCAGAAGCAGCUUUACGGAAAUCACGAGCUCAAGCAGCACACCUUACGCGGUCACAUCUACAGACACUGCCGAACUACUGAGGCAGCAAAACAAUCUAAGUCUUACCGAGGACGACCAGACGGUUUCUUCAUUCAGUAUUGAACCGCCUACGAGUUCCAUGUCUAUUGAAAUGGCCGAUCAACAGAGGUGCGCCACGACAACGACAACGACGACAGCGACAACAGCAAAAAGCUCUGCAACAAAUAGCGGCUUGAUGGCUCUAAGAGGAGCCACACAAACCACCGCCACAACUACAACUAGCAGCAGCAUAGAAGAAGAUAUUGAGGAAGCGAUUGAGAUUAGCGAGGUAGAAGAACAAUUACAUUCGAACAUCGAGUCGCUGUCCGAGGUAUCUGAAAAGAACCCAGCAAAGCUUAAGCAGCCAACAUCACAGCAGACUUCGAAGUCUGAAAGUAGCGAAGAAGCUGCACAGUUCCGCAUUGAUGAUGUUCAACUGUCUGGUGGCCAAUUGGCCCAGCAUUUUCUGGCCGAUGAAGAAAGUGAUGACGAUGAUCAUCAUGAACCACCAAAUAGUCACAAGGAUCAAGCAACAGCGACCGACGAGGACCAUGACGAUGAUGAUGACGGUGACGAUGACGAUGACUUUGAUAUUAGCCUCCCACUGGAUGGGCGUAAGCCAUUGCACUCCCGUCAUGAAGAUCUUGUAGACCAGUCUCUCCAUAGACACGAUGAGGGCGAAAGUCUUAGCAAUCAAAGCACCACAGAUGAUGUGUCUGAUUUCGUAGAUGAGCUGCAUCAGACCACGGAAUCGGCAAUGGAACCCCAAAAUGCACAAUCGGGUAGUAUUGCAGCUAGUACAAUGGCAUCGGUCCUUUCGGAGGCAGCCGAACCCGAGUCAAAGCUGAUGGAGAGUGAAUUAGAAAUAGACGUUGACCCACGCAGCGAGCAGGAUCAUUCUAUGGAAGAAAUUGUUGCUACCAAUGAGUCCAUAGAAAUAUCCUACAAUGCAGAAGAGGGACCCCCUACCAACUCGCUGUUAAGUUCGCCGCAGAAAUUAAAAGUUUCAGAUAUGGCAGAGCCAGCAGAAACACAUUCUGUGAAACAAUUAAAGCUACCAGAAAUGCAGAAACCUCAAGUAGUCGACCACAAAACUGAAAAUGUUAGGGAAACACUUCGUCUACAACCAGAGCCACUAGAUAAGACUAUUCUGGACUUUGAGGACGAUGACGAUGAGGAUGAUGAAUGCUCUAUGAAACUAUUAAAGCUGCGCUUAAUGGCCAUGAAUCAACAGACCCAAUUGGAUACCGGUGCCAAAGGCUCACCUACGGAGUCACCAGUAACACAAGAAGCUGGAAAUAUGGAGCUUAAGCAAAUGGAACGCGUUCCGCUGACGGAGUUCAGCAAAGACGUACUGGAGGAUAUUACAGAAGAGAGUGAACGCCUUUUAUCAAUGAGUACCGUGGCUGAAGAUCCGAAAUCUCUGUCCAUGGAAGAGUCAAAAACCUUACAAGAAAGCAAGGUCGGAAGUAAUUCAAGUUUGGUGAGCUUAAACAUGCUGAAACAGCCGGAGACCAAGGCUCAGGAUCCACACUCACAGCUGGCUUCACUGAAUCUGCAACUCGAAGCUGCUUGUCACGAGUCCAGCGCGGGCCCGGCAUCUGCGAGGGACAGCAGCUCAUUAGUGACUAACUCCACAGAGUAUCGCACCUUCAUAGAGGAGUUUGGUGCGCCGACACUCGACAUCUAUGUGGAAUUAAAGCGUCGCGACGACAUAAUUGCAAAGCUCACGAACUCACUGCAGCAUUCGUUAAACGUACGUGGCCAACUACAAUCGGACUCUGAGAGGUUGGGGGACGAGGUGCAAUCGUUACGCAAACAGCUUCACGAGGCCAUCGAUGCAGUCAAGCGUGUCGGAGGCUGGCCUGAUCAACAGGUCAAUAUUGGACAGCGCAUCUCUGAGAUAUCCAUGGACCUGAUUAGCGAAAGUGACGACGAUCUGGAACGCAACUUUCUUACCGACCAUGAAGGGGAUCGGGUAUCUCGCAGCUCACGUGAGCGUCAACUUUCGGUACCGACUGACGACUUGGGCGUGGAACCUUUACCUCCCGAAUGGCCGCCCGCUUUCAGCAAACAAAUCGAACAGUUCCAAAAAUGUUUACUGCCUGGCGAGCUGCGCCCGUUUCUAUUGGUGCAACGUAAGUUUGACGACUAUCUGUCGCAGAAGCUGGCGGAGUGCCGGGACCAGUGUGCGCAAGAGCUCAAGAUCAGUCGAGAUCAAUGGGAGAGUGAGAAAUUGGCUAACGAGCAGGCGCAGCAUGUGGCACAUACUAAGCAAAUGGAGGAGCUACGCAAAUACUUUGAACAUCGGUGCGCCGAUCUAGAGAAACAGUUUUCCGACGACGUUAUCUCGCAUAGGUCUCAGCAUCAGGCCGGGGACAGUUCCUCCGAGUGCUCGGAGGUUGAUCAACUGCCGGACGAGAUGGCUUCAAAGGAUUCAUCUCCACGCAAGCGCAAGCGCGCUGAACUGCUUCUCAGUCCCAGCCAUCGUCAAAUAACACCCAGUGGCAUUGAUUCCAAGGAAACUAAAGAGAAUAUUUCGCAGGAAAUGGCGGAUCUUAAAAUAUUCUAUCAAUCACAUAUUGAUGAACUAAAGCGGUCCCAUAAAGAAAAGAUUUGCAAACUGACGGAACGUUUAAAAUUCUACGAGCGACACCAAUCAGAGGAUGAUUAUUUGCCCACACAAUGCAAAUCGCCUACUACCUGCCAAAAAGUUCAUCAAGAUAUAUUGGAGGUCGAGCCAGCUGCUGCACAGAAUGCGAGCAAUUCUCUAAUUAUCAUUGAUGAGGAUGAGUUGAACUUGAACAACGAAUCACAGGUGAUUCAACGCAUCAUCGAGGAGUAUGAGCGACGCCUGCAGGAGCAGUUGACGCUGGCUCGCCAAGACAUUGCCACCGAGCUCGAAAAACAGAUACAGAGUUUGUUGUCGGAGUGCGCAGUCGACGAUCAGCACUGGCCCAAGGAACUGAUACUGUUGCGAGAGAAGUUUACGGCCAAGAGUCAAUUGGAAAUAACCCAGCUGAAUAUAAAACAUGCCGAAGAGAUGUCACGAAUGAAACUGGAAUAUGAGAAACAGCUCAACCGCAGGAAUAAGCGGCACUUGACGUUCGAUGCGGGACGCAACUUGGAGCACAUAAUAAGCGAGCGAGAUGGCUUACGGCAACUAUCGAAAAGUUUCCGCAGCGUGCUCUGUCGCUUGGCCAAGUGUGUGGCAAACUGCGAGGGCGACCUCAGUGCCACGCUAUCGGAGGAAAUGCAACGCAUACUAGUUCAGAGUCGCAGUCAGGAAGGUGGCGAGGAUGUGGAUCACACGUUGAGUAGCUCCUUGCUGCAGGGCUCGUUCAACAGCACGAAGCACUUGCGUCUGGUCCCAGAUGUGCACAGUCUAUUGGAAGUGGUUGAGGAUCCAUAUCUUGUGCAAUUUAUAGACAGCAAAAACAACGAUGAUCAAAACGAUUACUUUGAUCUGGGGGACUGCCUUAAGCGUCUCAAAUCAGAAGCCGCCUACCUGCUGCAGCUAUCUGAGGAUCUGGAGAGGCAGCGUGCCAAUGAAUCUGUGGAACGGCAGGACGAGCCAGAGAAACAGGAGCUAGAACUGUGCUGUGAAGCCGAGGAUGGGCUAAAGACAACAGCCCCAUUGCCGCCUACUAAACAACAGUUGCUCCAUGAAUUGCUGCGUACUAACUCGCUAAACGACCAGAAUCUCGGCGUGGCACAUCAGCGGAAGUCUAGCAAUGGUGCACAGAUGACCAAGACGCACAGUUCGCUGCCGAUUGAUUUGCAACAACAGUCGGGCAACGCUUCGGAACUGAGUUUUCAGCUAGUAGAGCUAAACAACCGAUUGAUCAAAUCGGAAGCAGAUCGACAGAAUUUGCAGCAACAGCUGACGCACACCAUCGACCGCAAUGCGGAGCUAGGCCAGGAGCUACAGGCAUUGCGCGAUCAGUUGUCGCAGUUGAACUCGCUAAAUCAUACAGAUUAUGCCGAAGGUUACGGUCUUGGGGACAUGAAGAGUGCGCAGAUUCUGGAUCAGUCGGCGGCCAGCUUCGUACAACUCCAAGAGAGGGCACGCCAUUUGUUGACAUCGCCCACUCAACAGCAGUCCCAGGAGCCGGGUAAUACAACGGUUGUAUUACUCCAGAUGAUAGAGGACUUCUGCCGCGAGGGUGAUAAGGUGGUAGAAUCCGGCAAGAAGGAUCGCGAGGAUCUUCAGUCACAGAUCGAUACCGCCGACAAGCAGCUGAAGGCGACCCGCCAGUUCCUGGAAGAACAGGCCGCUGAACGCGAACAGGAACGCGAUGAGUUUCAUCGUGAGAUCGAACGGUUAAAAGUGCAGCUACGUGAAAAGGAAAAGGAACGCAGCUCUUUCGCCAAUGCCUCUGAGGAGUUACGGCGAGUGAAGGAGGCGCAUUACGCCAUUCUGGAGACGCAACUUCGUGAGGUAAACCAGCAGCUGGGUGACUCCAAUGGCAAACGGGAUAAAUUGGAGACGGAGCUGAAGGCGUCCAUCGAUAAGAUCUUUGUGCUGCGCGAGAUUAUUUCGGAGCUGGAAACGCAGGUGCAGACUAAGGCGCUCAAUGAGCAGGUGCUGGACGAGAAAGCCAAGCAGCUGGAGGAUUAUAUACAAAUACAAUUGCGCUCUAACGAUGCGCUCACGCAGGAGGUGCACAGUCUAAAGACUGACAUAGGCGAGGGUUACCAGACGCGCAUUCGCCAACUAGAGGACAAGCUACAGCAGGGGCUGCCCUCAGCCGAAGCAACCUUGGUAUUUAAUCAGAUGGCCGAGCAACUGCUUCUGAUUGAAACCACUCUGGAUCAGAAAACCAAAACACUGGAAUCCCUUCACAACUCCAACACAGCCUCCAAUUCGUGCAGUCUUAGCGCCACAGAGGAUGUGUCCGCCCACGGUUACAACAGGCAGCCAACGGACGCACACACAGCUGAUGGUUCACCCAAACACUCACUGACAGUGGAGGGAGUGCAGCGCGUGGUCGAGAAACUGGAUAAGCAUACGCGGGUGGAGGAAGCCGCAAUCAAGCGUAUACGUGAUCUGGAAAUGCAAGUCAGCCAAAUGCGUAGUGGAUGUGUGGAGUUGCAGCACGAGCGUGACUCGUUGCAGGGUCGCAUUGAUGAGCAGACACAUCGUAUUUCAACGCUGCAGAAGCGUCUGGAAGAGCAGCGACAGCGUGCCGAGGAGCUUCAUCGCGCGGGCACGUCUGAUCUCAAUACACGUAUUCACGAGCUUCAGAAUGAUGUACGCAAUCUUAGCGAGCAGCUGUCCGCUCGCGAUAAACAAAUGGCCACAAUGCAGCAGCAAUUGCAGCGCAGCAAAGACGAGAUAGUGCGCCUUGAAACCGACCUUGCAACGCGCCCACAGCCAGAUCGCAGUCUAGUUGAACGUUUGGAAGCAGAGAUGCUGCAGAAGGGCAACGAGUUGCAAAAGCUCAGGGAGACAAUGCGCACGGAGAUGAUCAACCGCUUAGCAUUGCCUGAUCUAAUGGAAACUAUGCUGGCCGAUAAGAACGACGAAAUUGACCAUUUGCAGGAGCAAUUGCAGGCGAAAGAGCGUGAGUUACAGGCGGCCAAGGACCUCAGCCAGGCUUCCUCUCCAGCUGCUGGCAAACAGGAUGCGAGUACUAAGCACAGCGCUCGAACACUUAGCGAUAUUGGCUCGAUCACAGAGUUCCCUGAACCGGAUGUCGACCGACGGGCAAUGUGUCGCAGUCUCAAUGCUCCACUUCAACUGCCUGAAGCUGCGGGCGGAGUCUUCCAGCAGACAAUGGAUAUUUCAAAGGUCGCUGCCGCGAAUCUCACGUACAACCGCACAGACGACUUAACUGAAUUUGUGGUGGCCCAUCCCGUCAAUACUUUUGAGCACCCGCACUACUUUCAGGAUCAAAAGGCGACCGGCUUGACCACUGCAAUCAGCGGGGACCUUACACCGGGCUUGGUGCCGCGACAAAUUAAUUUCUCGAAUCUAACAGAGGACUCCAAGCUGAAGACGCCAAGCAUGUUAAUGCAGACACCUGAGCUGCCCAAGGCAAUGCCGUCGCCAGAGCUGCAACAGCUGAAGCAGAAGCUUUCAGCCCUAGAAGAGGAGAAACAUAAACAAAGAAUCGAAAUGGAGGAAAAUAUUUUACAGCUGCAAGAGCAACUCUCGCGUGAGAAGAACCAGGUGGAGAGGCAACAAAAGCUACUUCAGGACCACGAGGAAAGUGAGCAGAAAUAUAAGAUUCGUGUAGACUCGCUCGAGAAUAAGAUUCUGGAGACUGCCGCCCAGGAGGCUGCUGAUCGAGAGACUUUGCGAAAAGAGCUAAACUUAGUAGGCGCAGCGCAUGCGCAAUGCGAGCAACAAUAUAAGGCAGCGAGCGCGGCUCGAAAGCGAGAGGUUGAGAGUCUUAAUGCAGAAAUAAGAGAUAAGACUGUGCGCAAUCGCGAACUGGCUGACCGGCUGCAGUUGGCACAGCAGCAAUGUGAGGAGCUACAGCUACAGGUGAACGCAUUGGAGCGUAAUCUGGAGCGACUAAGGAACAGCGAGCAGAGCUCCAAGCAGUAUUCAGUUGAUGAAAUCGCCCAGCAAGUGGAAAAAGAGCUUAACUACUCUGCCCAACUGGACUCGAAUAUACUCAAAGCUAUUGAAAGUGAAGAGGAAAAUAAUUUGGACAAGCUUCACCACCAAAAGGAAGUGCAGACUGAUGCUGAUCCUUCACCUGGGAAUGGGAAUGGCAACGGACACGGCACCGACGACGAGAACUUUACUGGUGAACGUGAUCUGCUAAACCAACUAGAGGCCGCUAGAGCUCAACUAACCGUAGAGCGGGAACAAACUGAGACGUUGAGCAAAGAGCUGCUUGUUGAGAAGCAGCAUUCACAGGAAAUCCAGGAACAGGAUGUCCUCAUCAUCGAGGCAAUGCGCAAGCGCCUAGAAGCUGUACUGGAGGCUGAAGAUGAGCUACACAAGCAAUUGGACAUGGAGCGUGAGCGUUGCGAUAGGUUACAAACGCAGCUUACUUCGCUGCAGCGUGCAGAGAGCCGGCGAAGCAGCGUACUCUUGAAGUCGCCCACAGACUCGCCCCGCAAAUCUCCUCGGGCUGAUUUCGAGUCUGAGCUGUGCGACAGAUUGCGCAGUGAACUGAAACUGCUGACUGCCCAAAAUGAGCGGGAAAGAGAACGAUCGGCGGAUGCUCAACGCAGCAGCGAGCGGGAGCGUCAACGGUACGAAAAAGAGCUCCAGGAGCGUGUCUCAUAUUGUGAGCGUCUUAAGCAGGAGAUGGAGAAGUUGGCUCGCGACAAGGAAUCGGCCGAAAUGGAGCUGGAGCAUUUCAACGAACGCUUGACUAUGCAAGCCAACGAAAUUGAGAGCUUGGAGGCGCGUAUGGUUACGCUACAAGAAUCAGAGACGCGUCGCGCCAACACGCGAGCUCGCCACCAUCAAGAGGAGGCCAAACUGCAGGCUGAAAUUCACGAGUUAAAAGCAAAGCUGUUGACUGCUGAGUCCGAAAAGAACAAUCUGGAGCUCAAGGUUAACCAACUGCGCUUCGAUGUGGCCCGCUCAGCACAGCGGGAGUCCAAGUUAUCGGAAGCUCUGGCGCAGGCCAACGAACGCUUGGUCCAUAGCAUAGAGGAUACAGUGCCCGCACAAUUCCUGCAAAAAAUGAAGGAAAUCAACACAUUGCUGGCGGAGAACACCCAGGAGAAUAAACAGAUGGCCGAAACAGUGCAGUAUCUAGUUGGUGAACGAAUCGCGCUGCAAAAGAAGUGCGAGGAGCUUGGCGGCAAUGGAGGUGCGCAUGUCAGCGAACUCGAGGAACGAUGUCGGCAGCUGCUUGGCCGCUAUCUGCGCGUCGAGAGUCAUCGCAAAGCACUGGUCUAUCAGAAACGCUACCUGAAGCUCACUCUGGAGGGUUAUCAGGCAAGCGAGCAACUGGCUCUACAAAACAUUGCCGUCGGAACUGGGUUGAAAGUAAACCAGCCAAAGCCCACUAAAAAGAAACUAUUCAAGACUGUCGCUCUGGCCAUCAUUGCCAUACAACGCAUCAAGUACAUUGGGCGCAUCUGGCACACUGGCAAACGGAUUGUGAGCAAAUCGAUAUUUACAAUAACUCAGCAAAGAGUCGGGCCGUGUCUCAAUCUAAAUGAGGCUCCGUCUUUACCCGUGGGCCAACAGAAUGCUAGCCUCAACAGCAAUUUGCCCACCAAUUCUCACAAUAGAGCACGUAUGAGCUACGCACCAGACACACCGUCCCUCGCACCGGCCGUGAACUUUAGCACCUUACAGCCCAUUGUUCUAGCUCACGACUACGCCUUGCAGACGUCGGCGGCUUUCAGCAACAACAACAACAACAAUAAUAACAACAACCACAAGAAAAUUGAAGCGGCGCUGCCGUCGCUAACAACUCUGGACUGGACGACAACACAAAAGGCGAAAAGAGUACAUUCACGGCAUCAUUAGGAACACAUAGGAAAGCUAGAAAACAUGCUCAAUAUAUGCCAUUUAGAUAUAUCCUUCCCCUUACCCUUACAGCCAUAAAUAAUAUAUGAUAUGUAAAGCAGUUGCCCGCGUGGCUGCUAAUUGUACGUUUUAAAAAUGUUGUGUAGUUAUGAAUUACUUGUAAGUACCUAGUUUAGAGCCAAAAAUCGUCAACAAACCCAGCAUCGAACAUGAGUGUUAAUAUACCUAAAAUGUACCAAUUAAUUAUUAUUUACAUUUUAAUAACAUUAUUCUAGAGUUAGUUUUACCCACUCCCAGUAUUUCGUUAAAUUAAUUACCUAAGACAUAUCCACUUAAAUUACCUUAAUUUCGUUUAAUUUGUACACCUGUAGACCUGAGUGACUGUCCUUAUUGUUUUUAGGCUGAUUAAAGCUAACUUAUUCACAUAAUAAAGUGUCAUUAUUUUAUCAUUUGAAUUUGUCACGUCCGGCAGCAAGAGAAUGAAGCAUACUUCGCAUGUGCCUUAGUUGUGUGAGAAGGGCUAAUGAAGCAUUUAAUGUAAAACUUGUAAAA